Molecule: messenger RNA, 490 nt
Organism: Drosophila subobscura
Lineage: Eukaryota; Metazoa; Arthropoda; Insecta; Diptera; Drosophilidae
Product: lysozyme
Exons: 3
Coding region: 35-481 (148 amino acids)
Source: RefSeq, a predicted model, not a curated record
UAAGUCAGAGCUGGAGCUCUGAGUCAGUCGCACGAUGAGAGCAGCGGCGCUUGCAUUGUUCUAUCUGGUUCUGGUUCUGGGUGUGCUGUGUGGUCCCGGGGCACUGGCCAAGCGGUAUCUCCGCUGUGAGCUGGCCCGCAAGCUGCUCGACCAGCACGGGUUCGAGCGUAGCCUCCUGUCCAACUGGAUCUGUCUGCUGGAGCACGAGAGCGAACUGGAGACGACUCGUACCACCACGAACCCCAAUGGAUCCCGAAGCCUGGGCCUGUUCCAGAUCAACAGUCGAUACUGCCAGGAGGGCAGACGCGGUGGCAUCUGCAACGUCAAGUGCGAAGAGCUGCUCGAUGAGAGCCUGCGCGAGGCGGCCGUCUGUGCCAGGAGGAUUCAGACUACGGACGGGUUUCGUCACUGGAAUGGCUGGCAGCGCUACUGCCGCAACACCCAGAACCUGCCCAAUCUGAAGGUCAUCUGUGGCAUCUAGGAAAUGGCC